Formica exsecta is the source of this 1798-nucleotide messenger RNA. RefSeq names its product transmembrane protein 192-like. Bases 350 to 1096 code for a protein of 248 amino acids. Gene Ontology annotation, cellular component: lysosomal membrane; late endosome. The record is from RefSeq and is a predicted model, not a curated record. NCBI's taxonomy places the organism in Eukaryota, Metazoa, Arthropoda, Insecta, Hymenoptera, Formicidae. The transcript is spliced from 3 exons.
ACAUUAGAAGCUGUUGCAUAGAUGGAGGUUAUCGUUGAUACUUUUAGUACUUUCUAGUAUUUCCAUUUUUCUGUAUAUAUAUUGGACAGUUUGUUUAUUCGUUUUACAAAAUAUUAUGGUUCCAUAAGCAUAGACAAUUUUUUACUCAUAAACAUAUUAACUAUUUAUACGUGUUAGUAAAUAUUAUUAGCGCUUAUAUAUAAUUUUGCCUUUGCCUUACAUCAUUAUUUUUUAGCGGAUAUAUAUGAUACUUAUUCAAAAUAGAGAAAGUUCAUUAGGUUUAAACUAUUAUAGCAAUCUGUUUGGAAUAUAUAAUAUUCUAUGAGUGUUCUUCAAUCAAACUGUUAAAAUGGAAGAAGAGCAGUCCUUUCAACCAAUCUUGAGCUCUCAAGAGGAGGACACUUUUCAGCAGUUGAACACUGUGCCAAUCGUAUCCAUACCACUUUUGCUUGGAGUUUCAUUGGAAAUUGCUGGGAUUGUGUUUGUGUCUGUCUGGCCAGAAGAGCAAAACAAAUGUGACACAUAUUUUACGUACUUAUACUUACAUUGUGCCUAUUGGCUGAUAGUCAUGGUGACAGACCAUGUUGUUAAGGCGAGGCAUCAUAAAUUGCGUAUUGAUGGAUACUUAGAUUUCUAUCAAAUAACAUAUCGACUUGUAAGGACGCCCCUUUUUAUCACAUCAUUGUGGAACACAUGCUAUUUGCUAUUAGCUGUGAUUCUACAUCACACGCACAAAACCGACUAUGAGCGAUACUGCAGGGCGUCGGAGUGGUUCACGCCGCUUAAUUAUAUUUUUCUCCUAACUAAUUUGGAAAUUGUGAUAAUCGUGCCGGCUUACAUUAAUUAUAUCAAGAGAGUUAUGAGAUUCAAUCAGUUACGUCCAUUGCCCGAUGUUACUCGCGACGAAUGGCUGUCACCGUUUACACAAGAUUCCUAUGCCGGAAUGGGAGAAGUCGGUUAUCAUCAAAGGGAAACGAAUUUGGAAGAAUUACUGGAGAAACAGGCAGACUUCAUAAGAUAUUUGAGGGAUCACAAUGUAAAACUAAGUCACAGAAUAAUGCUAUUAGCAUCUCAACAUAGAGCAAUGGAACCGUAAGAUAAGAAAAGUUGUGAUUACAUAUCACUCUUAUGAAGCGAUAAAUGAACGUCAUAAUUAUUUAUAAUCAUGAUAUUAUAAUAUAUUGGUCGAUUGUAAAGCCUUGCCCAAAAAUUUAACUUUUUAACAUCGUGAUAUAUAACGUGUCUUUUGAUGAAAUUGUAUAGAUCGAUAUAGAUAUAAUGAAUGUAUCUUUCUCUCUUAUUAUUAUUUAUUAUUUAAAGUUUAAAAAAAAUCUAUAUAUCUGUUUAAGUUUGUUAAAAAAAAAUUCUACAUAUUUUGUGGAUCUAUUUUCAUCAAAUUAGUUACAAGUUAUUUUUGUUUUGCAUUAUAUAUUUGAAACAUAUCUUGAUCUGUUAUGUAGAGAAUGUGUUACUCUCUUUUAUAUUUUCAGGCAUAUAUAUUUUUUAAUGGGAUUGUAUAUAUCUCUAUUUAUAGAUGUAAUUGUAAAUAAUAGAUUCGAGAUAACAGUGAAAAAGAUGCUUCAUAUAACACAUAUAUAACGCGUUGUUCACACAUAUUAUUGUGUUGCAGUCUAUAAUAAUAUACUCAAUAUAUUCUUAAAAUAAUGUCACGUUUGCUAACAUAUCAGUGACAAAGUUUUACGCGUUCGAGAAAAAAUCGAAAAGAACAGUCGCUGUAAAAGAGAAUACAAAUAUAUCCAUUGUCAACUCAAUAAAAUAUAUAUAUUUUUUCCAGUAG